Molecule: messenger RNA, 760 nt
Organism: Myotis lucifugus (little brown bat)
Lineage: Eukaryota; Metazoa; Chordata; Mammalia; Chiroptera; Vespertilionidae
Product: dynactin-associated protein-like
Exons: 5
Coding region: 209-760 (183 amino acids)
Biological process (GO): activation of protein kinase B activity
Cellular component (GO): Golgi apparatus; plasma membrane
Source: RefSeq, a predicted model, not a curated record
AAAUCAACAAGGCUGAACUACAAGAUCUCUCAGACUUCUUGCAACUCUGUUAUCAGCUAAUUCUUAUCAUUGAAACCUGAUAGUUAUCUGGGUAGAUAAAAAGUGCUACCUGAGACAUUUUCAACAAAAAAGCGUUUCAGCUAUAAAGGGCAAUGAAUAGGCUGAAAAAUGUUUCUGGAGUUGAGUUUGUGAUAUCGGCCGCUGAAAAAUGGACAGAAAACAUGGGAAAUACAUAGUGAAUAUUGAACACUCUGGAAACCAGCCGGAGAGUAUUGGUGGCACCACUCGGCCAUUUCUGAGCACAAAAAACCAGGAAGCUCAUAGUUCAGCAUGUCGGUUUCCAGCAUCAACUAAUGUAGCUUGUGAUAUUGGUACCAAUGUAACUAAUGUCUGCACCAAUACAGGGACCCUUGGAGACCCGGAAUUUCCAAACAGACAAUUACAACAUUGUCAGGUGACACGAAAUUUCUUUAGUGACUGGUCUCUGUGGAAAAUCUUCCUGGUUUGUCUCUUAGCCUGUGUGAUAACAACAGCAAUCGGAGUACUCAUAGUGUCUUUGGUGUAUAAUGGGAAAAACAAUAGUGCCUCCAUUGUUAUCCACUUUCCCUCAAACCAUGAGACAACCUCAUCUGCAACUGAAACUAGUUCUGAGACCACCUACUACACCUGCCAGCACCACCACUGCGGCUAUCACUACAACAGCCACCACAACGGCUUCUACUGUACCAACAGCCACCACAACAGCUACCAUUUCAACUGA